GGCGGGACGUCCGGGAGCGCGCACGCAUCCGGCCCGCGGUGCGCGCUCAGGUCGGUGCGUCGGUCGGGGGCGCGCUCGGGUAACCUGUACCCCACGUAGUCGCCGGUUACCGAUCGGACUAAGUUCCAGUGGUAGCUUACAAGUCAAGUUAAAAUGUCCCCAGAAGUGGCCUUGAACCGAAUUUCUCCAAUGCUUUCCCCAUUCAUAUCUAGUGUGGUCCGGAAUGGAAAAGUGGGAUUGGAUGCUACAAAUUGUUUGAGGAUAACAGACUUGAAAUCUGGCUGUACAUCAUUGACUCCCGGACCCAACUGUGACAGAUUCAAACUGCACAUUCCAUAUGCUGGAGAAACAUUAAAAUGGGAUAUCAUUUUCAAUGCCCAAUACCCAGAGCUGCCCCCCGAUUUUAUCUUUGGAGAGGAUGCUGAGUUCCUGCCAGACCCCUCGGCUCUGCACAACCUCGCCUCCUGGAACCCUUCAAACCCUGAGUGCCUCUUGCUGGUGGUGAAGGAGUUGGUGCAGCAGUACCACCAGUUCCAGUGCAGCCGCCUCCGCGAGAGCUCACGCCUCAUGUUUGAGUACCAGACGCUGCUGGAAGAGCCUCAGUACGGGGAGAACAUGGAAAUUUAUGCUGGGAAGAAAAACAACUGGACUGGUGAAUUUUCAGCUCGUUUUCUCUUGAAAUUGCCAGUGGAUUUCAGCAACAUUCCCACAUACCUUCUCAAGGAUGUAAAUGAAGAUCCUGGAGAAGAUGUGGCCCUCCUUUCUGUCAGUUUUGAGGACGCUGAAGCCACCCAGGUGUAUCCAAAGCUGUACUUGUCACCCCGAAUUGAACAUGCACUUGGAGGCUCCUCAGCUCUCCAUAUCCCAGCUUUUCCCGGAGGAGGAUGUCUUAUCGAUUAUGUUCCUCAAGUAUGCCACCUGCUCACCAACAAGGUGCAGUAUGUGAUUCAAGGAUAUCACAAAAGAAGAGAGUACAUUGCUGCUUUCCUCAGUCACUUCGGCACAGGAGUCGUGGAGUACGAUGCAGAAGGCUUUACAAAACUCACUCUGCUGCUGAUGUGGAGAGAUUUCUGUUUUCUUGUGCACAUUGACCUGCCUUUGUUUUUCCCUCGAGAUCAGCCGACUCUGACAUUUCAGUCAGUAUAUCACUUUACCAACAGUGGACAGCUUUACUCCCAGGCCCAGAAAAAUUAUCCUUACAGCCCCAGAUGGGACGGAAAUGAAAUGGCCAAAAGAGCAAAGGCUUAUUUCAAAACCUUUGUCCCUCAGUUCCAGGAGGCUGCAUUUGCCAAUGGAAAGCUCUAGGAAACACCAGUGUUGAGAGGGGGCCAGCCAGACUGCUCGGCCCACAUGCGUGUCAGCACCCAUGGCUGCUUCCUGGAAGCCACUUGGAAUUCAUGGCAGUUGUGUUGCUCUCACGGCAGCUUUGCGUGCCCCAGAUGGCCCCGCUUGCUGGAACCCAAACUUGAGCUGGCUGGUGGUACCCCGAAUCCUAGCACCCUCCAUUGCUGGUUGCUCCCUCUCUCUCUCCCCUUCUUUAUAUUUCUUAGCUGGAAGAAAUAAACUCACAGGCCACGAUGCAGUAACUUUCCAGGGAGAGUUAAGACAUCAUAAAUGUACCUACCUUCUUCUAAA
This is a messenger RNA of Marmota monax (woodchuck), 1635 nucleotides long. RefSeq names its product BRISC and BRCA1 A complex member 2 (gene Babam2). The transcript has 12 exons. The record is from RefSeq and is a predicted model, not a curated record. The coding region runs from base 154 to 1305 and encodes 383 amino acids. Lineage: Eukaryota; Metazoa; Chordata; Mammalia; Rodentia; Sciuridae. Gene Ontology annotation, biological process: double-strand break repair. Gene Ontology annotation, cellular component: BRCA1-A complex; BRISC complex.